GGCGUCCGUGAGUUGUCGGUGCGGGCGACAGCGCUGCUGAACAUGGCGUCAGACGGGAUGAUUUUAACGAACCACGACCACCAAAUCCGGGUCGGAGUCCUGACAGUGAGUGACAGUUGUUUUAGGAACCUUGCAGAGGACCGCAGCGGGGUUAACCUCAAAGAUCUCGUCCACGACCCCUCUCUAUUGGGGGGUAUGAUUGCCGCCUACAAGAUAGUGCCAGAUGAAAUAGAUGAAAUUAAGGAGACUCUGGUGCACUGGUGCGAUGAAAAAGAACUCAACCUCAUCCUCACCACCGGAGGCACGGGCUUCGCUCCGAGAGACGUCACACCAGAGGCUACUAAGGAGGUGAUCGAGCGUGAGGCUCCGGGGAUGUCUCUGGCAAUGCUGAUGGGAUCCCUCAAUGUCACACCACUAGGCAUGCUUUCCAGACCAGUGUGUGGCAUUCGAGGGAAGACGCUCAUCAUCAACUUACCAGGAAGCAAGAAAGGAUCCCAGGAGUGCUUUCAGUUCAUUCUCCCAGCGCUGCCGCACGCCAUCGACCUCCUUCGGGACGCAGUGGUGAAGGUAAAAGAGGCCGCAGACGAGCUGGAGGACUUGCCUUCGCCACCGCCGCCCCUCUCCCCGCCUCCCAACAGUUCACCACGCCGGCAGACAGAAGACAAAGGUGUGCAAUGUGAGGAGGAGGAUGAGGAGAAGAAGGACAGCGGCGUGGCGUCUACCGAGGACAGCUCCUCCUCCCAUAUCACCGCCGCAUCCAUCGCGGCCAAGAUCCCAGACUCCAUCAUCUCACGGGGUGUGCAGGUGUUGCCCAGGGACGCAGCCUCUCUCAGCACCACGCCCUCCGAGUCGCCUCGCGCCCAGGCCACCUCCCGUCUCUCGACUGCUUCCUGUCCCACGCCCAAAGCGCGGCUCCCCUCCUGUUCAUCCACCUUAAGCAUUGCUGAGGCCUCACGGAGAGAAUUCAGGGCUCACCUGGAUGAGGUCAUCACGCUCAAGUCAAGGUACUCUACCUUGGACCAGCUCCAGUGUAGGUUGGAGGGGCUUAAAGAUGAUCGCAGGAGGACCUUCAGCUCUCGAGUGCAGUCACGAUGCAGCAGCAAAGAAAAUAUCCUAAGAUCAAGUCACAGUGCAGUGGACAUCACAAAGGUGGCCCGGAGGCAUCGCAUGUCCCCUUUCCCACUUACCUCCAUGGACAAGGCCUUCAUCACUGUGUUGGAGAUGACUGCCAUCCUGGGCACUGAAAUCAUCAACUACAGAGAUGGAAUGGGCCGAGUCCUUGCUCAGGACGUUUAUGCCAAAGACAACCUUCCACCCUUCCCUGCUUCAGUCAAGGAUGGAUAUGCUGUAAGAGCGGCUGAUGGCCCAGGUGACCGCUUUAUCAUAGGGGAAUCCCAAGCUGGAGAGCAGCCCACCCACACAGUGAUGCCUGGCCAGGUGAUGAGGGUGACGACGGGUGCACCUAUACCCUGCGGGGCCGACGCUGUGGUCCAGGUGGAAGACACCGAGCUCCUCCGCGAGUCUGAAGAUGGAACAGAGGAGCUGGAGGUACGGAUUUUAGUACAAGCUCGUCCAGGACAGGACAUCAGGCCCAUCGGUCACGACAUCAAGCGUGGGGAGUGUGUGCUGGCAAAGGGCACCCAUAUGGGCCCUUCAGAAAUAGGUCUCUUGGCUACUGUGGGAGUCACAGAGGUGGAGGUUCAGAAAUUCCCUGUGGUGGCCGUCAUGUCCACAGGAAACGAGCUGCUAAACCCAGAGGACGACCUCCAUCCUGGGAAAAUCAGAGACAGCAAUCGCUCCACCCUGCUGGCCACUAUCCAGGAACACGGCUACCCAACGAUUAAUCUGGGCAUCGUUGGAGACAACCCUGAUGACCUUCUCAACGCUCUGAAUGAAGGCAUCAGCCGUGCUGAUGUCAUCAUCACCUCAGGAGGCGUGUCCAUGGGAGAGAAGGAUUACCUUAAGCAGGUGCUGGAUAUUGAUCUUCAUGCUCAGAUCCAUUUUGGUCGUGUUUUCAUGAAACCGGGUCUCCCAACAACAUUUGCCACCUUGGACAUAGACGGUGCUCGCAAACUCAUUUUUGCCCUUCCAGGAAACCCCGUGUCUGCUGUUGUCACCUGUAAUCUUUUUGUCAUCCCUGCCUUGAGGAAGAUGCAGGGCAUUUUGGACCCCAGGCCCACUAUCAUCAAAGCACGGUUGUCAUGUGACGUGAAGCUGGACCCUCGCCCUGAAUACCAUCGCUGCAUUUUAACGUGGCAUCACCAGGAGCCUCUGCCGUGGGCACAGAGCACAGGAAACCAGGUGAGCAGCAGAUUGAUGAGUAUGCGCAGCGCUAACGGGCUCCUGAUGCUACCUCCAAAAACAGAGCAAUACGUGGAGCUGCACAAGGGCGAGGUGGUCGACGUCAUGGUCAUCGGACGGCUAUGAUGUCAUCAGAUAGGGACGGCGAGACGGCGUCAUAUAGCGCGGGUUGGAAUGGGUGGUUCACGGUGCAUGUCCACAUAUCAUUGACUAUUCUGUAAUAUGCAACGGCACAGCUAGUUUUUAUUGAUUUGGAUAACGUUGAGGUAUAGUCAACAUCUCGGUCACAACCUAGAUACAUAUAAAAAAAAAUAAUAAUUUAAAAAGAUUCUAGUAUUUCAAACAAAGAAAAUAUAACUUUUAAAGAAAAAAAAUCUAAUUAUAAAAAGAGAUUUAUUCUGUAAUAUAUUAUUAUGAUUAU
This is a messenger RNA of Nematolebias whitei (Rio pearlfish), 2722 nucleotides long. It is a transcript of the gene gphnb, whose product is annotated as gephyrin b. Bases 43 to 2427 code for a protein of 794 amino acids. Lineage: Eukaryota; Metazoa; Chordata; Actinopteri; Cyprinodontiformes; Rivulidae. Gene Ontology annotation, molecular function: molybdopterin molybdotransferase activity. The record is from RefSeq and is a predicted model, not a curated record. The transcript has 25 exons. Gene Ontology annotation, cellular component: dendrite; postsynaptic membrane; cytoplasm. Gene Ontology annotation, biological process: establishment of synaptic specificity at neuromuscular junction; postsynaptic neurotransmitter receptor diffusion trapping; glycine receptor clustering.